Molecule: messenger RNA, 1670 nt
Organism: Pisolithus orientalis
Lineage: Eukaryota; Fungi; Basidiomycota; Agaricomycetes; Boletales; Pisolithaceae
Exons: 9
Coding region: 77-1657 (526 amino acids)
Molecular function (GO): protein binding
Source: RefSeq, a predicted model, not a curated record
GGUGCGCACGUGACGUCUAUCAGUAACACCCUUGUCGACUGACCCACUAGCAGCCUUCAAGACAAGACACAAUACCAUGGCGAACAAGAAAAAAGGCUCUGCAAAGAAAAAACAGCCAGCCGAAGUCUCAGUGGAGAUUCCUGCUGCUGGUAGCUCUUCGGCGCCGUCCGACUCGUCCCCACCCAAAGAAGCGAUUAAGGAACAGGGAAAUAGUGCUUUCAAGGCAAAGCAGUACACCGAAGCCGUAGAAUUGUAUACCAAAGCCAUUGAUAUGAGUCCUGCGGAACCAUCCUAUCUCACUAAUCGUGCUGCUGCCCACAUGGCUCUUAAACGCUUCCGACCCGCUCUCGUAGAUUGCCAGCAGGCAGCCACCCUACAAUCCGAUAACCCAUCCUCAAAAACCCUGAUCCGUCUCGCCCGUUGUCAACUCGCUCUCGGCGAGUCUGAAUCCGCGCUGAAAUCACUCUGCACCGCAUUAUCCCUAGAGCCUUCAAAUACUACUGCUCUGCAACUACAAGGAAAAGUACAGGAACUCGAGCGUCACUUGCGCAACUUUGACUCUGCAAAACGCAAGAGAGACUGGGGACUCGGUCGUCUCGCUUUGGACAAGUGCUUUCAAAGUAUGGAUGCAGAGGGAGGCGAAGCGCCUAUUCAAUGGCGACUGUGGAGAAUAGAGCUCGAGCUGGGUCGGGCGAAUUGGGAUGCUGCUAACAUCGCCGCAAACGAUUUACUGAGGUUGGAACCCAAUUCUCCAGAGGUCCUUACACUUAGGGGCCUUCUGCUCUUCCUUUCUGGGAAGCUACCAGCAAGCCAUACAGCACAUCCUGGACACGGAGAUGCAUCCCGAUUACGGAAACGUAUCAAAGAUGUCGAACGGCUUAAGGAAGAGGGUAAUACCGCCUUUAAAAGCGGAAAGCUCCAAGAUGCUGUGGACCGAUAUACGGAAGCCUUGGAGCGGAUAGGUGAUGCAGAGGAAGAAGGAAAAGGCGGUCAGAUACGCGCCACGCUACUCUCUAAUCGCGCUACCACACAGCUCAAGUUGGAGCGUUAUGAAGAGGCACUUGCAGAUACGGAAGCUUCGCUGACGCUGUGUUCGACAUCCUUCAAGGCACUGCGGACCCGGGCACGCAUUAAUCUACACCUCGAAAAGUUGGAUGCUGCUGUGGCAGACUUCAAAGCUGCCAUCGAGCAAGCUGGUGUAGAGGGCGCGGACGCGGACGCCAGAACUCUCAGGGUUGACCUCAAAAAGGCGGAAGCGGCCCUUAAAAGGAGCAAGACGAAAGAUUAUUACAAGAUCCUUGGCUUGUCGAGGGACUGCAUAGAAGCUGAUAUCAAGAAAGCAUAUCGCCGAGAAAGCUUGAAACAUCACCCAGAUAAGGGUGGCGACGAAGAGAAAUUUAAACUCGUUGUCGAAGCACACGCAGUUCUUUCCGACCCACAACGGCGUCAAAGAUAUGACAUGGGUGAAGAUGAGGACGGCCAGACAGACCCAUCGAUGGGUGGCAUGAAUGGAUUCCGCAUGAAUCAUGCGGAUCUGGCCUCUCUAUUUGCGCAGUUUGAUGGAGGACCAUUCGGUGGAGGAGGACGCGGACAGUUCGGUGGAGGCGGAGGUUUCCGUUUCCAUACCUCACCUAUGAAUGAUGACUUCGACUUUUGAAUAUCGAGACGCA